This is a messenger RNA of Lucilia cuprina (Australian sheep blowfly), 2131 nucleotides long. It is a transcript of the gene spz4, whose product is annotated as protein spaetzle 4. Gene Ontology annotation, molecular function: growth factor activity; Toll binding. The record is from RefSeq and is a predicted model, not a curated record. Gene Ontology annotation, biological process: innate immune response; regulation of Toll signaling pathway; central nervous system formation. The transcript has 3 exons. NCBI's taxonomy places the organism in Eukaryota, Metazoa, Arthropoda, Insecta, Diptera, Calliphoridae. Bases 4 to 2031 code for a protein of 675 amino acids. Gene Ontology annotation, cellular component: extracellular region.
ACAAUGGAUUAUAUAAAUAUGGAUAAACGUUUUAAAAUAUCAAAAAUAUUAAUUGGAAAUUUAAUAUUUCUUCUACUUUUUGCUCACACGAUCGAUGAGACUUCUUCGUUUGGUUUCGAUUCGGCAACAUCAUGUAGCCCGAAUGCAAAACAAUCCAGAAGAGGACGUGCUCAAAUGUUAGCCGCCAUACCCUGUGAUCUUACAACACAAGCUUAUUGUAAUCUACCAGGUGCAGCUUAUCCAUGGCACGCAGUACGACGAUUCGUUCACGAAAAUCAGGGUCUAAUGAAACGAAUGUAUGGCGAUGUCCGUCAUAUAUCAGUACUACGAGAUGAAAUCAUAAAUAACGAAAUCGAUGUUGAAGAUAUAGAGUUGGCUGCGGAACGAUAUUCCCGAGAUGGUUAUAAUCGCAGAGCUUCAAAGUUUAUGCAUAAUCGAGAAGAUUUUGAUAAUUUUAAAACGAAUGAUGUGCUAAGGGAACCACACUUUAGACCAGUCACUACAACUACCACCACUACAACAACAACUACGAAAACGCCAAUAAGCACAACUGAAAAACUAGAGACUACAACCGAUAACAGUGAAUUGGAAAAGACUACCAACUCUGAGGCAGAAACAAAAUUAAACCCAAGCAAUGUGAAUGCCACCACUAACAAUGAGUUAAAUCAGAAAGUGGAAAAUAAUUUCAAAUCGAAAUUAUUGCAAAUUGAUGAAGAUCCAGAUUCAGAAUUAACUACAAAAACCGACUUGGAAAAAGAGCUAGAAGGUAGUGACACCACAGUUGAGGAUGAAGAAGACGAGGAUGUUAAUAUUGAAUUUAAUAGUGUGUAUGAAACCCCCAAUGAAACUACAGCUCCAGAAAAAACUUCAGGCGAUAAUAUAGAAAUAGUGGAUUCUCCACAAUUGGGUUUAACUAAUAUAACAAUCGAUCCCAGCGUACAUUUAACAACAACUACAAAAACUGAAAGCUCUACAUCUUCGCCCACUACAACGACAACUGCUAAAACCACAACUACUACUAUUAAACCCGAAACUGUAGCCGAGAGAGCUCCGUUCAAACAAAGAAAACCUUUUAUACCCUCUUCGCAACGUCAGAGACCUUCACAACAAUUACACAAAGUCGAUUCUACCAUAUCGGCUAAGUUGAAAUUAAAAACAAAUCCCACAUCAGCCUCACCUUCUAGACUAACUACCACAACUUCAGCCAGCACCUCUAAUAAUGAGACUAAAACUGCAGAAACCUCAUCCUCUACUACACCUCUUACCUCUACCAAAACGUCUCCAUUUAAAAGUCAUCUUAAUAAAAACUAUAAUCGCUAUACUACUCAUAACAAUCGUUAUGCUUUACCCACUACAUCCCCGCCCGGUCCCCAAUUAUUAACACCUACUGUACAACCGUUUAAAUCGAAUCCAGAACUCUUAUUGGGUGAAAAGAUACGAAAACCUGUUGCAAGUGCCACACCAUCGGUAAGUGCAGCUGGUGGCUUGGCCUCUAAUAAGCCGGUACUAAAGGAUAGUCAGUUAUUCCAGGAUACUAUGAAACAAGAAGCACCUGCUUCGGCAGUCAAUGCAAGAGGAGUUAAUGCCUGCCCAGUAAAAGAAGAAGUGGUCGCUCCCUUUUGGGCCAACAAUACACGAGGCGAAGUUUUGGCUCUACUCAAUCUUUAUCCAUUCGAACAGUAUGUUCACUGGGAAAAAUGCACCCACGAACACAAACAAAUGUACUGUCGUGAAGGAUGUCGCUGCGAGCAACAAUAUCGACUACAUCGUCUAUUGGCCUACGAUCCUCAUAACGAAUGUCGUGGUAUAUUUUCGGAUUGGUUUAGAUUUCCCUCAUGCUGUAUCUGUAAGUGUUAUAAUAUACCGCUAGACUUUAGGGCCACUUCCAGAUCGCCACGUUCGGAAAGCGGUACUAGUGAUUAUCGGCAUCCCAUAGAAGUGGCCGAAGAACAAGUGAAAAAUGCAAUUUAUGAACAUGCCACCGAAGAAUGGUAUCGGCCAAAAGAUGAAUUUGAUUUUUAUGAAGGAUGAAUUAGAAUUCUAAAUGUUUUAAUAAGUAAAUUGUAUUAUUUUAAUUAAAAUAAUUAUUAUGUUUUAUGCAAUUGUUGUGUUAAACUUUUUUUAUUUAAAU